This is a messenger RNA of Parastagonospora nodorum SN15, 2334 nucleotides long. RefSeq lists its product as hypothetical. The transcript has 3 exons. Gene Ontology annotation, molecular function: ADP binding; protein binding. Lineage: Eukaryota; Fungi; Ascomycota; Dothideomycetes; Pleosporales; Phaeosphaeriaceae. The record is from RefSeq and is a predicted model, not a curated record. The coding region runs from base 1 to 2334 and encodes 777 amino acids.
AUGCCGCUGCGAAGGAUCGAUUGCGGCAGCAAGGAUUGCUUCGUGCAAGUGACACAAGUGCAGACACACCCGCAGGUGCAGUCAAACACUCGCAAGGUUCGCAUGACAUGUCGAGAAUCACAGCUUGAUCAUCUCCGCAAUUUCAUCUUCUCUGAGGGCGGCCAGCGACUUGCCAUCUACGGCCUCGGUGGCUGUGGGAAGACAGCCCUUGCUCUGGAAAGUAUACACUGGAUGAAAGAACUACAACCAACGCGUGCGAUUUUUUGGAUUCCGGCUCUGUCCCGGGAUAGCUUUGAACACGCUUAUUUCGAUGUUGCGAGGGUGCUGGGUAUACCUGGCAUCGACAAUGACACUGUGGAUGUCAAACAACUCGUCAAGGCCAAGUUGAGUAGUGACACUAUGGGACAUUGGCUCAUGGUAGUUGAUAACGCAGACAACGCAAGCGUCCUCGUCGGCGAUAUUGGGACUGAUGAAUCAGAGGACAAGCUCAUGGAUUAUCUACCUCACAGCCGCAGAGGCACCAUCAUAUUCACCACGCGGACCCGUGCAGCAGCAGUUGAACUGGCUGAGAGUAAUACCUUGGCAUUGAAGGGAUUAGAAAGAGUCGAAGCUAUCGAGCUACUACACAAACGGCUGGGCCCAGGGUACCAUCAGCAACUAGAAGGUCACGAAAAACUACUUCAGCUGCUCUCCUUCCACGCUCUCGCCAUCGUCCAAGCAACUGCUUUUAUCAACAGAAACGAUAUCACCCUUCAGGACUACACUACGUUGUACGAAAGCGGCGAAGACGAUGCCAUUGAGCUCCUCAGCGAAGACUUUGAAGACCAAAAUCGGUACCGCGAAGCGACUAAUGCAGUCGCCAAAACAUGGUACAUUUCGUUUGAGCAGAUUCAGAAACAGGAUCCUGUAGCAGCGGAGCAUUUGUUCUUCAUGGCCUGCACGGCCAGUAACGAUAUUGGCGCAAACAUGUUUCUGCCUUACUACACUAAGAUAGAGCACGUGAAAGCCAUUGGCACGUUGAAAGCUUAUGCCUUUGUCAAUGAGCGAAAUACUCAGAUCGACGCCUCGACGAAAGAUUCGCAGACUUACAAGAGGUUCGACGUCCAUCCACUGGUCCACUUAGCAAUCCGUGCCUGGCUCAAAGCGCAUCAACAAUGGACUGUCUGGCUGGACAAAGCACUGGCACGAUUGGUGGAAAUUAGGCUGGGUGGGAGCUAUAGCGAUCGGAAUUAUUGGCUGGCAUACUUGAAUCAUGGUAUGCACAUGGCAAACUUCUUAGAAGCUAGGAAAAUGGAGAACAGAAUCAGAUUGCUGGAGCAACUAGGUUCGUGCGAGGUCGAUUUAGGCCGGUAUCGAGCAUCUGAGCAAAGCUUCCUGCAGGCCUAUGAGCAGACAAGAGAUACUUUUGGCGAAGGAGAUCUGAAGACGCUAAUAACGAGAGGAAAUUUGGCAAGAGCUAUCGACUUCCGAGGGAGAUGGACGGAAGCAGAGAAAAUACUUCGAGAAGUCGUGUCACUAUUGAGGAAGGAGGUAGGUGAGAAGUCUCCACAUACGCUUACCUUCAUGAACACCCUGGUGGGGAAUAUCUUACGGCAGAGGAAACUGGACGAAGCAGAGAAGAUGGUCAGAGAAUGCCUCCCAAUGUACAGAGACGUGUUUGGAGAGUCCAAUGAUAGGACACUCACAGCCAUGAACCAGUUGGGUUCGAUAAUGCGCGACAGGGGGUGCCUUGAAGAUUCUGAAAAGAUAUUUCGAGAGACACUGGCAUUGUCUUCUACAGCGUUUGGUGAGGAGGACAAGCUGACCCUCAGCACUCUCCAUCAACUAGGCGCAACAUUGGAACGCCAAGAAAAGUUUGCACAAGCACAAGUCAUUUACAGACAAGUGCUAGCUGGGAAAAGAAAGGUGUUUGGAGAAGAUCACCCGGUGACAGCGGUCAGCAUGAACAACCUGAGCGCAUCACUUCGUCGCGAAUACACGGAACCUGCCAAGCUGGCGGAAGCAGAGCAACUUCAGAGAAAGGCACUCUCACUCGCUGUAGAAGAAGCUGGAGCCGAGAGUCGAUAUACAUUGAUGCAAAAAUCUGCACUAGCCGACACCUUGCGAGCACAGCUCAAGUACGCCGAGUCGAUACACAUGCACCAGGAGACGCUUGCAUCGAAGGAGAAAAUAUUGGGCAAAGACGACCCCGCUACUAUCGACAGUGUGUUCAGCCUAGCUACACUGGCCCUUGAUCAGAUGCAGUAUGAAGAAGCUCUACCUCUUUUUCAACGCGCGUACGCGUGGUACAUGGAUAGAACUGGCUUGGGUCCGGCGGGUGAUGGAGGAGGAUAG